Messenger RNA from Neopelma chrysocephalum (saffron-crested tyrant-manakin), 775 nucleotides. Its product is annotated as methanethiol oxidase-like. NCBI's taxonomy places the organism in Eukaryota, Metazoa, Chordata, Aves, Passeriformes, Pipridae. The record is from RefSeq and is a predicted model, not a curated record. Gene Ontology annotation, molecular function: protein binding; selenium binding.
GUGGGUUCAUCCUGCUGGACGCCGAGACCUUCGAGGUGAAGGGGAACUGGGAGAGGGGCCCCGAGACCCCCCCCAUGGGCUACGACUUCUGGUACCAACCCCGGCACAACGUCCUCAUCAGCACCGAGUGGGGGGUCCCCAAGUGCCUGGGCUACGGCUUCGACCCCCGCGACCUCAAAAAAGGGCGUUACGGGCGCCGGCUCAACGUGUGGGACUGGAGCUCCCACAGGUACGUCCAGGCCAUCGAUGUGGGGGAGGACUCGGCCCCGCUGGAGAUUCGCUUCCUGCACGACCCCAAUGCUGCCGAGGGGUUCGUGGGCUGCACCCUGAGCAGUGCCAUCCACAGGUUCUACAAGACAGAGGAGGGCCGUUGGGCAGCCGAGAAGGUGAUCCAGGUGCCCCCCAAGAAGGUGGAGGGGUGGCUGCUCCCGGAGAUGCCAGGGUUCAUCACGGACAUCCUGAUCUCCUUGGACGACCGGUUCCUGUUCCUCAGCAACUGGCUCCACGGGGACGUGCGGAUGUACGACGUGUCCAACACCCGCCGGCCACGGCUCGUGGGGCAGGUGUUUUUGGGGGGCAGCAUCACCCGGGGGGGGCCGGUGAAGGUCUGUGAGGAUGAGGAGCUGCAGAGCCAACCCGAGCCCUUCGUCAUCCAGGGGAAGAGGGUCCCUGGGGGGCCGCAGAUGCUGCAGCUGAGCCUGGACGGGCGGCGGCUCUACGUGACCACGUCCCUGUACAGCGCCUGGGACCGACAGUUCUACCCCGACCUCAUCAC